AUGGAGUAUCCGCCAGAAGAUUUCCUGCAAAUAAUUCCGAUAUGGGUGCAAAUUAGUAAGAUCCCUGUGAACUACAAUACUUUACCUGCGAUUACUUCUCUGGCUGGUACGUUGGGAUUUGUUGAUGAAGUUGCCUUUGAUCCUAUAAACCCUCAAACUCAUGAUUUUGUGAGGGCUAGGGUUUUCUUCGAUGUUACAAAACCGCUGAAGACGUGCAGAGUAGUUGUACUACCGAAUGGUAUGAAUCAUGUGAUUCACUUUCACUAUGAGAACAUUCAGAAACGAUGCUUCUCUUGCCAGCGUUUAAACCAUGAAAAGGAUUUCUGUCCUUUACUUGUUAAGAAGAGACAAGUUGAAGCAGCUCAAAGAAGACAUAAAGUGAUGGAAGUAAGAGCCAAACCUUCUCUGGUCCUGAAGGAGGGUGACCCACUGUUUGGCGUUCUAAAAGAGGAUCAAGUGGCGAAUGAUCCUUUGUCUGGAAGGCCAAAGAUAGCAAAAGAAGUGCUGGAUGAAAUGAGAAGAUAUCUUUUGACAGAUAAUGGUGAUGAAAGAUCAGUAAGAGAAGACAGAGUUAAAGUCUCGGUUCAGGAAACAGAGUUGGACCCGAUUCUGCAGAAAAUUGUUCUCAGGUUAGAGCCUCUUCCAACUGUAACGAAUGAUUUGCACAAGGGCAAAGGGUUAGUUUUUGAAUAUGGCGAGAAAUCUUCUCUUCAAACCAAUCAAGAGAGUGGAAAAUUUAAAGAGACAUCGCUUCUGUCUGCUAUUAAAUCCGGAAAUGCCAUGAGAUGGGAUCCUGUUGAUUUGAAUGCUCCAGUUCUGAGUGAGGAUGGACGCCCUGUUAAUCCACCUAAGGAUUUAUCUUUGUGUUCAACGGGCUUUAGUAUGGGUUUCUCGGAACCCUGCUACUCCGGGACAUCAAAGAAAAAACCUUCUCCUCGGAAGAGGCCUCCCAAAGCUCGGAGAAAAGCAAACAUCAAGAUCCAAGAAAAGCAUGUAUCGUUAUCAGUUUCAGAUAAACAACAGGGGAAACAAGUGGAAGGAGCAAAGAAAAGAAAGCCAGUGGUUCAAGAUGAGAAACUUGAAACCUCGACUAAGAGUAAAUGUCUCAAGACGGUCCCAAUGGAGGGACUGUCCAGCCCAUAA
Messenger RNA from Eutrema salsugineum, 1143 nucleotides. RefSeq lists its product as uncharacterized. Bases 1 to 1143 code for a protein of 380 amino acids. The record is from RefSeq and is a predicted model, not a curated record. The transcript has a single exon. Lineage: Eukaryota; Viridiplantae; Streptophyta; Magnoliopsida; Brassicales; Brassicaceae.